This is a messenger RNA of Cooperia oncophora, 729 nucleotides long. Lineage: Eukaryota; Metazoa; Nematoda; Chromadorea; Rhabditida; Trichostrongylidae. The record is from the annotation of a GenBank genome assembly.
AUGCGAAUAGAUUACUGCAAGCGAAAUCCGUGUCUCAAUGGUGGAUCGUGUGAGUCUCUGAUUGGAGAGCAUAAGUGUCACUGUAUCAACGGCUUCACAGGCGCGAGCUGUGAGACGGACAUUGAUGAGUGCCUGCUCGGCUUCUGCGCUAAUGGUGCGAAAUGCCGCGAUCGUAUCGCCGAUUACGAAUGCAUUUGUGAUGGGACAGGAUUCACCGGAAAGAACUGUACGAUAGACAUCAACGAGUGCAGCGUUCCAUCGAAUUGUGUGAACGGUCAGUGCACGAACACUAGAGGAGGAUACAGAUGCGAUUGUGAGAAAGGGUUUAUUGGUUCUCGUUGUACUGUAAGGGAUCCAUGCCGACCUGAUUCCUUCAAUCGAACAACACACAUGUGUGUCCAUGGUGUUUGCAUCAAUCCUGUUGUCAAGGUCGAUAGUGCAGGUCGUGAAACGGCUAUGCAUGAAUGCAAAUGCAGUCGUGGCUAUACUGGACCGCAAUGUACAACUCAGGUAUCUGAAAGGAAAACCCUUGGUCUAAGUUACAUACUUGGGCCAAUGGCAGCUGUACUAACUGUUCUAACCAUACUUGGCUGUGUCCUGCUAGCGUUUGUGCUUCGCGGAAAACGUGCCCUCCAUGGUCAUUACAGUCCCAGCCACCAGGAACGAAACGGUGCUCGAAUGCAGAUGAACUCCAUGGUCAAGCUGCCCCCUGAAGAACGGUUAAUAUAG